This is a messenger RNA of Sciurus carolinensis (gray squirrel), 3643 nucleotides long. RefSeq names its product stonin 1 (gene Ston1). NCBI's taxonomy places the organism in Eukaryota, Metazoa, Chordata, Mammalia, Rodentia, Sciuridae. The transcript is spliced from 4 exons. Gene Ontology annotation, biological process: clathrin-dependent endocytosis; synaptic vesicle endocytosis; regulation of endocytosis. Bases 141 to 2345 code for a protein of 734 amino acids. Gene Ontology annotation, cellular component: AP-2 adaptor complex; synaptic vesicle. The record is from RefSeq and is a predicted model, not a curated record. Gene Ontology annotation, molecular function: clathrin-cargo adaptor activity.
UACCGAGCAAGAUCUAGAAUCCACCUUAAAACCUCUCCUGGAAGGACUACUCCUUUUCCUCCUCUCUUCUGCACUCCACUGGCGGCAUACAAGAGACAACGUGUCUGAUACCUUGACAAGGCCACCCCCUGAUCCUGAAGAUGUGCUCCACAAAUCCAGGCAACUGGGUCACCUUUGAUGAUGACCCUGCUUUUCAGUCUUCUCAAAAGUCAAAGAAUUUCCCUCUGGAGAAUCCAAGUGUCUGUAGACCAAAUGGACUUAAGCUGAACCUGUCUGGCCUCAGAGAAUUUCCCAGUGGGCCUUCCUCUACCAGCAGCACCCCGCUGUCUUCUCCCAUUGUUGAUUUUUACUUUAGCCCGGGACCUCCAAGUAAUUCUCCCCUUUCUACACCUACCAAAGACUUCCCAGGUUUUCCUGGCAUCCCUAAAUCAGGGGCUCAUGUGCUGUAUCCUAUUCCAGAAUCUUCAAACAGCCCGCUCGUGCCAGCAGGAGCAGGUUCCUCCUUAUUGUCUGCUAAGUCAACCUGUGUAUCCCAUGCUUUCUUACCUAAUGACCCCUCAUGCACACCUCCAGCUCCCAGAGGGGGUCUCUCAGAUGAAACGAGUCCUCAGCAGGCUGAAGGUGGAGGGGUCCAAAGUGAUGCUCCCCAGUUUCAGUAUUUUCGAGAGGACUGUGCUUUUUCAAGUCCAUUUUGGAAAGAUGAAGGCAGUGCUUCUCAGUUCACCUUUGACCCCCCAGGAAGCAGAAAGACUUUCUCAUCAAGAGACAGGGAUAUGCCUAUGGAUCCAAAAAGCCUAAAUAAAUGUUCACUUGACUACAUCUGUGAGAAACUUGAACACCUCCAGUCAGCUGAGCACCAAGACCCUCUUGGAAAUUUGUCUAUGCAGUGUCCCUAUGCUGAAAACUCUGCUUCUUCCUUUGUCCCCCAUACGCUUUUCAGAAGUCAACCCAAGGCUGGAUGGUCCUUCAUGCUGAGAAUUCCUGAGAAGAAGAACAUGAUGUCUUCCCGGCAAUGGGGACCAAUUUUUCUGAAAGUCUUACCUGGAGGAAUUUUGCAAAUGUAUUAUGAGAAGGGCUUGGAGAAGCCAUUCAAAGAGUUUCAGCUUGAUCCACAUUGCAGACUUUCUGAACCCAAAGUUGAGAACUUCAAUGUGGCAGGAAAAAUCCAUACUGUGAAGAUUGAACAUGUGUCUUACACAGAGAAAAGGAAAUACCAUUCUAAGACAGAAGUAGUUCACGAACCAGAUGUAGAACAGAUGCUGAAGUUGGGGUCCACGGAGUACAGGGACUUCCUGGACUUUCUGACUACUGUGGAGGAGGAGCUACUGAAGCUGCCAGCUGUUCCCAAACCAAAGAAGAACUAUGAGGAGCAAGAAAUUUCCCUGGAAAUUGUGGACAACUUUUGGGGUAAAGUCACAAGAGAGGAUGGUAAAUUGGUUGAAAGUGCUGUGAUAACUCAGAUCUGUUGCCUCUGCUUUGUGAAUGGGAAUGUGGAGUGCUUUUUAACCUUGAAUGACCUUGAACUGCAGAAGCAAGAUGAAUGCUGUUUUGAAAAAGAUCCAGAAAAGAAGUGGAUUGAUAUUCUCGACUACCAUUUUCAUAAGUGUGUGAAAGGACAAGAAUUUGAGCAGUCAAGAAUCAUUAAAUUUGCCCCUCUUGAUGCCUGCCGGUUCGAGCUGAUGCGUUUCAAGACUUUGUAUGAUGGCAACGAGCUUCCCUUUUCUGUGAAGUCCGUCGUGGUUGUCCAAGGAGCGUAUGUGGAACUUCAGGCCUUUGUCAACAUGGCCCCGUUGGCUCAGAGGCAAUCCCACUCCAGUUCCUUGAGGUGCUGUGACAACAUAAUGAUACACUUUCCUGUCCCAUCUCAGUGGAUCAAGGCCCUCUGGACCAUGAACCUCCAGAGGCAGAAGUCCCUGAAAGCCAAAAUGAACCGACGGGCCUGUCUGGGGAGUUUACAUGAACCUGAAUCUGAACCUGUCAUUCAGGUCACGGUGGGGUCCGCAAAAUAUGAGAGUGCCUACCGGGCUGUGGUGUGGAAGAUAGAUCGGCUUCCUGAUAAAAAUUCAAGUCCUGAUCAUCCCCACUGUCUGUCAUACAAACUUGAACUUGGAUCAGACCAAGAAAUUCCCUCUGACUGGUAUCCAUUUGCUACUGUUCAGUUUUCUGUGCCUGAGUCCUGUGCCUCAGGGACAGAGGUCAGGUCUCUGGGAGUGGAGAGUGACGUCCAGCCACAGAAACAUGUUCAUCAGCGAGCUUGCUACAACAUACAGGUUGAAAUAGAAAAGAAAUGGAUUAAAAUUGAUGGAGAAGACCCAGAUAAAGCUGGUGGCUGCAUAACACAGUAGAAGUACCAAGAGGAUGUGAUGAUGAUCCACAUUCAAAUAUAUAACUCGGAGAAACCACAUGAAGUUCUGCUACUGGCUUCUGAGUGGUGGGCUUAGGACAGGCCCAGGGACUGUGUGUAGAGAAGCUUAGACCUAAACCCAAACCAUCUGUAUUUUAUGCUUUUGAUGUGUUUUUGCCAUAGGGGUUUCAUCUAAAUGUAUUGUAAUUUGUGUGAUGUUUUGCUUCUUAUUAAAACUCAAAGGCACUGUUAUCUGAUAUGUGGCCUGGCAGCCAGUUUGGCUGAAGGGUUUUUGAUUUUUGAUUACUCAGUGGCUGAUGCUUCGUACUCUGGAUUACCUGAGUGCCAUAUUUAUUAUCCCUCAUUCCCCAUCUCUUCUUGCUGUGUUAGCACCUGUACCAGAGGGAAAGGCAAUCAAAGGAGACAUAAACCAAAAUACUUAACUUCCCCUUUUGCUCAUCUCUGAAACGUGCUUUGAUAGAGAACGAUGUUGAAACCACAGCUAAAAUGGAGAUUUGGUUCUGAAUUAUUUAUAUUCCCAUCCUCUGACCACAUUGGUAAGUAAUCAUUGACUGUAUUUGGUAGCUGUCUUUCCCCUGCUCUAUUAUCAUUUGCAAAAUGUCUUUGUAUUUUGGUAUGUGCUGCAAAGAAGCUAUUUCUGUUGAUACACAUAUUUUAGUACAAGUCACUAAGAUGUACUACCUUUUGGUUGGUGGGAUUCCUUUCAAAGUAGAGUCAGAGUAUUGAAUCCUAGUUAAAAUAUUUAUGUACAUUAAAGAUGAAUUUUUAAAGUUCACGAAUAUUGUUUUCUAAAAGUACAGACUCUAAGAAUGUAUUUUGAUAAAAUAUUUGUAAUUAACAGAAGCCUCUCUUGAGUAGACAUCUAAAUCAUAUUAUGAUUAUUUUAUGUUAGUGCUGCUAUCAUGCUAUCUUAUGCUAAUUAUAUGCUUAAUUUAGAGUAUUGUUCUUUAAAAGAUGAGUAAAGUGAAAGAUACUAGAUUAUUUUGCUUAGAUUUCUGAGAGGAGACAUUUCUAUUCUUCAAAGUCAGGGAAAUGACUACAAUAGUUUAGUUUCUAGUGAAAAGUCAGCAACAUUAGCACUUAUAAUUCUGCUUGUAAUUUCCUUUUAAUAUUUACAGUCACAGAUCAGAAUUGUAUUUUUAAGUCUGAAAAACAAGGUCUCUGUGAUUUUAAUACACCUUCAAUGUAUGUUGAAUCUUAAAUAUGAUCAGGAGUCAUUUUUCUCUAUUUACUGCAUUGUUUUGAGUCAAAACUAAUAUAAUGUUCUUCCCAACAACA